AUGCCUCUUAUCACCUUCACAGGGUUCCCUUCCUCGGGAAAAACCACAUGGGCCAAGCAGCUCCAAGCAGCUUUGGAAGCCAAAAUCGAGGCUGCCAAAAAAACCAAUGAUCCGGGCCACAACUAUUCCGUCAUAUACCACUCCGAUGAGACCUUGGGCAUAUCCCAUGAUGCCUACAAGGAAUCCAACCCAGAAAAGAACGCUAGAGGCACCCAGAUGUCCGCAGUGAAAAGAGACCUCUCCAGAACCAAUUUCGUUAUCCUCGACUCCUUGGCCUACAUCAAAGGGUUCAGAUACCAACUCUUCUGUGAGGCCAAAGGGGUGGUGACUCCCCACUGUGUGGUCCAGGUCCUCAACCAGUUGGACAAGUGUCUCGAGUGGAACUCCAAGAAAGACAACCCCUGGGACGAGGAGUUGAUGAAACAAUUGCACAUGAGAUACGAGGAGCCAAACGGUGAUAGUAGGUGGGACUCGCCGUUGUUCACGGUGGCUUCAGGCUACGAAGGAGAAGAGUUGCCCAUCGAGGCCAUCUGGGACGCCUUGGUGUUGAAAAGAGCCCCACCUCCCAAUGCUGCCACCUUGAUUAAAUCUACCGGUGGUAACAAUUUCUUACAAGAGCUUGAUGGGCGUACCAGAGACGUGGUGGGGAAAAUCGUCCAACACCAAGCCUUGAUGGCAAUCGGAGGAACUGUGCGCAUCGACAAAGACUUGGAGAUAGAAAUGCCUCUGUGGCCAGUGAGUACGGCCCAAUUGCAAAGAAUAAGAAGAAGUUACAUUACAUUGAACAGAAUGAGAACGGUCGAAGUUGACCGUAUCACCAACUUGUUCGUGGACUACGUCAACAAGAGUCUUGAAACUGAGCACUAG
Messenger RNA from Suhomyces tanzawaensis NRRL Y-17324, 867 nucleotides. It is a transcript of the gene KTI12, whose product is annotated as Kti12p. Lineage: Eukaryota; Fungi; Ascomycota; Pichiomycetes; Serinales; Debaryomycetaceae. Bases 1 to 867 code for a protein of 288 amino acids. The transcript has a single exon. The record is from RefSeq and is a predicted model, not a curated record.